Molecule: messenger RNA, 3395 nt
Organism: Brassica napus (rape)
Lineage: Eukaryota; Viridiplantae; Streptophyta; Magnoliopsida; Brassicales; Brassicaceae
Product: auxin-responsive protein SAUR77-like
Exons: 1
Coding region: 688-1080 (130 amino acids)
Biological process (GO): response to auxin
Source: RefSeq, a predicted model, not a curated record
UGCACUCUUUUAGAGAACAACAACAUCCCAACUGGCUUAUUUGCUAUUGCAACUAACUUGUUUGUUGAUUUAUUUAUUUGUUUCAAUUUAAUACUUUGAUUUUGUUGGCUGUUGCCUUGCCUACCAAAAUUAAAAGCUGCUGAUCUUUUAUAAAUGAAAAUGCAAUUAUUUUCUUCACUAUUAAAGACUCAGUUAGAUGAGAUUGGAUUUUAACAAAACAAUAAAAGCUCAAUCAAUAAAGUUGGUUUGUUACUUUGUUAUAUCCUACAUUACCUACAAGGACAAGGGUUUGUGUUUACAAUUCAACGUUGUCUGCAGUGCAUAUGAUGUAAUCUUUAUCAAUAAAAUCAUCGAUCACCUUGAUCUGAUCAUUAAUUAGACAACAACAUAUAUACAGGAGAUUUGUCCAACCCACUAGCAUGCAUACGUAUGCACAUAUCAACAUGCACACAUAUUAUACGUUAUACUCCAUAAUACUUACAUAAAUGAAAAUAUAGCAAGGAGACACUAGUUUUACGGAUUAUGUACCCUUGUCUUUAUUAGCUGUUCAUCUUUCUCUAUCCAUCUCUCAGUAUAAAUACAAACGAACGUAACUUCAUCACCUUCAAGACAAAUACUUGAUAACUUCUUUUAUUUAAUUUAAAAACCUCCAAAAUUUCUCAAAAUCAAAGGUUUAAUACUAUACUAAUGGCCAAGUUCGGAAAGCUAACAAAGCUCAUAAAGAAAUGGCCUUCCUUCACCAAGAACCACCACUCAACCACCGAAUCCACCUCCUCCGUGGCCACCACCAAGGUCUCAAAUUGCGAAGAUCUUCAACUGGUCUACGUCGGGAAGUCUCGGAGACCUUACAUGCUUAGUUCCAACGUCAUCAACCAUCCGCUUGUCCAAGAACUACUUGAUAGAUCGUCGAGAUUCAUCAACGAACUUCACGAUCAAAAGACUGUCUUAGUACUAGCUUGUGAAGUAGUAUUGUUCGAGCACUUAUUAUGGAUGCUCGAAGACAGUUUCUCCAAUCACGACGAUGAUGAUGAUCGAGAGAUAGGAUCUGUCCAGGAGUUGGCUGAGUUCUACACUUAUUGACGGCGACGUUAUUACUUAUUUGUCUUAAUAUAUAUUUUAUUUAUUGAAAGUUUUUAUUUGUUCCUACAUGAUCCAAUGCGAUCCCCAAAACAUUAACUUCGGUUUUGUUUUCUAAUCAUUCUUAGGACAUCUUCCCUAACACUAAUUCAGUCAAUAAUAAAACUUAUGUUUUAAUGACUUCUAGCUCCAUUCUAUAUACAUGUAUGCUAUAUAUUUUGCAUGUGUUAUUUAGUUUUCAACCUGUUUCCUAGUCCAUUGAUAAGCUUAUGCUCAGUGGGCAACUAGUCUCAAACUGGAUUCAUUCUUUUCCCAAUAGGGUACUACGGAGAGUGUGGGAAGAGAGGCGGUUACAUGGAGAUUACUGGAUUCACUUCUGAUGUAAGAGAACAGAUAUACAAAUUGGCCUCUGUGAAUCUUUGCUCCAACAUCUCUGGUCAGAUUCUCGCCAGCCUUGUCAUGAGCCCUCCCAAGGUAUAAAACAUCUUAUAUUAACUUAGCAAAUGGUUUGGUUUAAGCUUGGUUCCUGCAAUCGUAAACCGUGUCACUGAGUUCCACACGAGCUUCAUGGAUGAGUUCUGCGACUAAGGGAUUCUGAUUCUUAAGUCCUCUCUUUGAAGAUAUGAUCACACAUGCAGUUUACAGAAACUAAGAUGAGCUUUUGUGAGAGCAAGAAGUUUUAUUGAGAGCUUUUACUGACGAUUAAACUAAACGUAUUGUUCUUGAGAAGACCAUAAUAUAAAACGUUGUUGAACUACUACUGCAUGCUUUUCCAUAUUUCAAACCGAAAGAAAACUCAAAUCAAAAUAGGAUUCAAAGUUUACAUAUUCGAACAAGAAAGAAUAAAAAAGGUUCACAGACUCAAACAAAGCAAGAAUAAACAACAGAUUCAAACAAUCUCAUUAUCGUCUAUCUUCCAAGCCGGAAGUUCGCUGCGGCUGUUGUUCUUCAUCAGGAGCUUGUCAUAUAGUCCAAAGUUACUUAAAUAUUGGUACUGCUUGUCUAUUCCUUUAAACACUGUUUCCAUCAACCUAAGCUCAUCCGCAUACAUCUGGUCACAAAACCACACAAUUUAAAAUUCACUUCAUAUCAGGUUAAGCAUAUAUAAGUUGGAAAUAUCGUUUGUUUACCUUGACUUCUUCAAUCUCAACCUCAUCUCCAACAUGAAAAUAGAUGCAUCAAGAAAAUAAUGCUCUUUCCAAGCAGGCCCGGCCCUGGGCUAAAACCCGUAAAACUUGGGUUUUAGGCGCCACACAAUAUAUAUAUUUUAGGGGCACCAAAUCUCUGAAAGUCUUUUAGGUCUAGUGGCUUGAAUUUUACUCCUUUUAACUAUCACUAGGGUCUUUUCCCGGGCUACGCCCGGGUAAAUUUCUUCUUAUAAUUUUUAAUUAAUUUUAGUUUGAUGAUGAUCUUAUUUCUUCUUAUAAUUUUUAAUUAAUUUCUUCUUAUAAUUUUAAAUUAAUUUUAGCUUGAUGAUGAUCUUAUUAAUUGUUUAUAUUGUUUGGAUGGCAUAAUAUUAUAGCUUUACUUGCUUGUAAAACGGAUGAGUAACACUCAAGUUUUCUAACUCGUACUCCAUGCAAUAAAUCUCAUUUUUGGGUUGUUAUUUUGUCCUAAUAUUUUUUUUUUAAAAAAAUGGGAGGUUAAUGAUCAAAUAUCAUUAAUUUCAUAUUAUUCCACUUCAUUCUCUAAUUAUACUACGCUUUUUAAUUGAUUGUAUUUGUUUAUUUUUGUUUUUAGUUUGCUCUGUGAGAUUCUGUUUGGGUGGUGAUUUGGUUCCGUUGAGAGCAUUUAGUAAUGUGGUUCUAAUGAUAUGGCUAAUCAACAAAAGAUAGACAAAAGAUAGGAUGAUUAGUUGGCAGCGGUUAAGUAGCUGAUGCAUUACUCCAUUGUUUUGGUAUCGUCUUGAUUAGUAACUUUUUUUUAGUCUCUAAGUUUGCACAUAUUUUGUCUGUGGUGAUGAUAUUUAGAUAUAGCCUUAAGUGUCACAUUAGAUGUUUUUUUUUUGUCAAUUAUACAUAUAUUUUGUUAACUAUGACUGAUUUUUGUGAAUAAUUUGUUUCUAUUUUUAUUAGAAAUUCUUCCAUCAUUCUUUUUUAAUCUAAGCUAAAGUUUGGUACUUAAAAAAAGAGAAACCAUUCAUAAGAUUUAUUCUUCUUUAUUUUGAUUGGCCUUGGUUUGAUGAGACUUGGAAAAAAUAAUUAAGUAAAUAAAUUAUUAUGUAUUUUAUUAAAUCAUCAUUUGUGGACAAUAAUUAAUGUCAACAUUUUGAUUGGAUUGAAAAUAACUUAUAGUAUAGAUGCUUUGAUUAAGUGACA